Molecule: messenger RNA, 7466 nt
Organism: Osmerus eperlanus (European smelt)
Lineage: Eukaryota; Metazoa; Chordata; Actinopteri; Osmeriformes; Osmeridae
Gene: col4a4
Product: collagen, type IV, alpha 4
Exons: 47
Coding region: 411-5519 (1702 amino acids)
Biological process (GO): extracellular matrix organization
Cellular component (GO): collagen trimer
Molecular function (GO): extracellular matrix structural constituent conferring tensile strength
Source: RefSeq, a predicted model, not a curated record
GUGCACCUUAUUGUCUACUCCAACAUGUCACACGAAGUGCCCUAUGAAGUAACCCGAUGUGAAAUAGAAUUAAAGUGUGCAUGAUCUGACAAGAUACUUUGCGCUUUGGGGGAUUGAUAGGGUAACAAGUGCGGUUGCUCAGCGAUGGAGUGGUUCCUUCGCACUUGUUGAAGUCUAGAGUGUUUCUGUAAGGUUUAAGGCUUGUUAGUUACAUUUUUUUGUUGUUUUAUUUUCUGCAACAUGAAACUAUUGGACAUAAGUCAUUUUUAAGUAGGUUCUUACUUUAAUCAUAGGUGAAUGUGAUGUUUUUCUACUCAAAAAGCAAGUGCAGGGACAACGACAGUGAUAUUUAAACUUCUGAAACAGUGUCUGCGUCGAACAUCACAGUGGACAACGCUUAGGGCUACCAUAUGUGUUCGCAUCCUAGGAGAGGACAAGAGACAGGGGUCUCAGUCUUGGAUGUGGAACAGUCAGAGGCCAAGGACUUGAAACAGGAAACGCCCCGAGUGGCGCAAAUGACAUUCUCUAUCUGCUGGACCACCUGUUGCAGCCGCCAUCUGGGGUGGCUUGUGUUCAUGUUGGUGGCGGGACAGACCGUAUUUGGGGGCGACAUAUUGGAAGAAUGUGGUGGACGGGACUGCACCACAUGCCAGUGUUUCCCUGCCAAAGGAGCACGGGGUCCCCCAGGUGCUCCAGGUAAUCAGGGCCCGGAGGGGAACCCAGGAUCCUAUGGCCCUCAGGGGCCACCAGGAGAACCUGGACAUCGUGGGGAGGAGGGGUUCCAUGGGGUGUCCGGUCCGAAAGGAGAUGAGGGUAUCACUGGGCCUCCAGGAUAUCCCGGAUUAGAUGGUAUUCCUGGCUAUCCUGGGCCAGGAGGUAUCCCAGGCCUUCCAGGGCUGGAUGGGUGUAAAGGGGCUAUGGGGGACGCUGGGUUCCCAGGCAUCCCUGGCCUUAACGGGCCUAUUGGAGCUGUGGGUUUUCCAGGAAUUAAAGGAACACAAGGAAGCUCUGCUGUUCAGUUCAUCCAGUACCCUGGCAUACCUGGUGACCCUGGGCCUCCAGGAGUGUCUGGCCUGCCUGGUGAACAAGGCCGUCCAGGUCUAAGAGGUUCUAUUGGGCCAAUUGGUUAUGAUGGGGAAGAUGGUUUCAUUGGUGCACCUGGGCUAAGGGGGUCCCCAGGAGAGAAAGGAAGAUCGUUACCAGGACAAAAGGGAGAUGAGGGAGACCAAGGAACACAGGGGCCCCCGGGGCCAUUUGAAUUUGUGGAUCCUCCAGAAGAUUUCUACAUCAAAGGAAGCCAGGGGGACCAAGGUAUGAAGGGGGAGUGUGGGCCCAGAGGAAUGAAUGGACUUGAUUCUUCCCUAGGAAUUAAAGGAGAAAUGGGAAUUGUUGGAUUUCCCGGAGUCAGGGGCUUUCCUGGAUUCCCUGGUCUACCUGGCUUACCUGGAAUAAAGGGGCUUUUCGGGAGCCGUGGACUACCUGGUCUGAUUGGAAAUGAAGGACCGAAGGGCUUUGCAGGGGAACCAGGCCUCAAAGGAAGCACUGGGUUCCAGUACAUCAAUGAUACAGGACCUAUGGGAGGGCUGGGGUUACCAGGACAACCUGGUCUCCCAGGAGAUGUUGGGGAGAUGGGGAUGCAUGGUCCCCCAGGAUAUCUAGGAAUAUCCAUCCCAGGUCCUGAUGGGAAACCUGGUGGACGUGGAGUUCCUGGGGAAACAGGUUCUCGGGGAGAACCUGGGAGGUUUUAUUCUGAUGGUCCUUCAGCGGGCGAGCCUGGUAAACAGGGCCUUCUAGGAGCUAAAGGACAAAAAGGACAGAGGGGCUUCCCAGGUUUGUACUGCACAGCAGGAGAGCCAGGGGAACCAGGGCAAGAUGGAGUCCAAGGUCCACCAGGGGGUAGAGGGUUCCCAGGUUACAAAGGUAGUGCUGGUGCCUGUGACUGUGGGCCUUCAAUACCACUGGUGGGGGAGCCUGGUUCUAUCGGACCCCCAGGGUUGCCUGGGUUACCUGGCAUCUCAGGGCCAACUGGACUGAGAGGCGACAGCGGUUUUUCAGGAGAACCCGGAGAACGUGGACCAGCCGGACUGCCAGGGUUUCCAGGGGCUCGAGGGUUCAAAGGUCCGAAAGGGGACCUCUACAUAAUGGAUAUCAAAGGAAAGAAGGGAGCAAUGGGCUCCCGAGGGCCCCCUGGUCAACAGGGAGCCACAGGAAUGAGGGGACAAGAUGGUUUCCCAGGUACACCUGGCGAUGAAGGCCCAAAGGGGGAUAGCUUUUCAGGGUUUCCUGGUGAGAGAGGUUUUCGAGGAUUGGAUGGGCCUAAAGGGUUCCCCGGAGCCGCUGGUUCCCCAGGUUUGGAUGUCAUAGGUGCUGUGGGACUCAGGGGGCCCCCAGGGGAUGCGGGACCCCCAGGAUUCAGGGGGCCUGUUGGCCCCAAAGGAGUCCAAGGAGAUACUCUGCCCUGUGUGCCCAGUAAUCCCGGAGCACCUGGAGAGAAGGGAGAUGCUGGACAACAAGGACUCGCUGGUGGGACAGGUCCCCCUGGGUACAGAGGACUUCCUGGACCUGACGGCGUAAAGGGACAGAAAGGAGACUUAGGGCAGGCAGGACCAACUGGAAUCAAAGGCUCUGUGGGGUGUGAAGGAGACGUAGGAGAUCCAGGCAAAGAAGGCCUGAGCUAUGAUGGUUCUCCUGGGUCCCCUGGCCUAAGGGGCCCUACGGGGCUCAAGGGCCCAGUUGGAGACUCAGUCCCUGGAGCUCCAGGACCAAUAGGAUUCACUGGACCACUGGGCCUAUCAGGACCUAAGGGAGUUCCAGGGCCACCUGGUCCAACUGGAUUAACAGGUGAAGCAGGUUUGCCAGGUUACCUGGGGACUAAAGGGGAGCGUGGAGAGAGUGGUGCUACAGGCAGAACUGGAUCUCCUGGACCCUCCCCCUUGUGUGAAAGCGGGGCCAAAGGCAUCGCAGGGCCCCCUGGACCAGCAGGGGAUCAAGGCCCUCCAGGUUGCGCUGGUGUGAAAGGUGAUGUCGGACCAGAAGGUUUGCCUGGCACCGGCCCUAAAGGGAUGGUUGGGAAAAAUGGAUCUCCGGGCUUUCCUGGGUACCCCGGUGCGCAGGGUCCCACCGGCCCUAUAGGGGACUCAGGUGUACCAGGAGCAGAUGGGCAGAAAGGUCAGAGAGGUGCACCUGGAAGAGAAGGAUCCUCAGGGGACCCAGGGAGGAACGGGGCCCUAGGACCUCCAGGGAGGAAAGGGGAGAGAGGCUUCGAUGGCCAACCAGGCUUUCCUGGAGACGAAGGAGUCAAAGGAGGAAAGGGUAGCAAAGGGGCCUUUGGGAACCCUGGAAACACUAAUCUUAUCCCCAUCAAAGGAUCACCAGGUCCUCCUGGGGCACCUGGUCUAGAUGGUUUCACUGGGCAACGAGGGAGUAAGGGUGUUAUGGGAAGACAGGGUGAGCCAGGAUAUGCAGGGGUUGGUGGACCCCCUGGUGUGGAGGCUGGACCUCGCGGGCCAUCUGGCUCCUGUGGGCAGCAGGGGGACACUGGCCUACCAGGUUUUACGGGCCAGAGGGGCAUCACAGGCUUCCCUGGAGAACCUGGAGACCAGGGUGACCCUGGGUUAACAGGUCCGUCUGGCACGCCUGGCUUCCCAGGAUACACUGGCAUCAAAGGUGACAGAGGGGACUCCAUUGGUGCUCCACCUGGUCCGCCUGGUGACAGGGGACCCCGUGGGGAAGACGGGAUACCUGCUUCAUCUGGUGAGAAAGGUGAUCAAGGAGAACCAGGAUUCUCAGGCGCACCAGGGCCUAAAGGAUUGCCUGGCCCUCCGGGAUCCAUUGGGCCACCUGGUCCUCCAGGUGUCUUCGGACCACCAGGACCUGGUGGGAGGCCGGGGGCCGAGGGCCCCCAAGGAAAUCCGGGAGUGCCCGGUCUCGAGGGAGAGCAGGGGCCCCAGGGACUCAAAGGUCCUCCAGGGCCGCUGGGCCUACAUGGGCUGGAUGGGCUGAAGGGUGUGAAGGGAGAUGUUGGAACAAGAGGACCUGGUGUGCCAGGACCUCCAGGGUAUGUGGGGCCAAAAGGAGACAAGGGAUCCAGAGGCUGUCAAGGCCCCCAGGGGCCAAUCCAGUCUGGGCCACUGGGGCCAAAGGGCCAAUCAGGAUUCACAGGUAGUCCAGGACCUAUGGGUGCCACAGGCCAGCCAGGUGUUGACUGUACCAACCCCAUUCCAGGGCACUGUGGAGAGGCAGGCUUCCCUGGGCGAGAUGGAAACCCUGGCCCACCUGGGGACAUUGGGCUUCCUGGUCGUGCUCUGCCAAGGACUGGAGACGAGGGGGAUAAUGGUGCGCCUGGGUUUCCUGGGCUGAAGGGGGAGAAGGGGUCUCUAGGAGUCUAUGGGCUACCUGGCAUUGCAGGAUUACCUGGCUUCAAAGGUGAGCUUGGUAGUCCUGGGUUAAUGGGGAUUCCAGGAUACAGAGGACCCUCUGGAACUUGCGGCCCACCUGGAUGUAAGGGGGCCCAGGGCCAGAAGGGAGACCCAGGACCAAAAGGAGAAGUAGGGUCAGUGAUGUUUCAGGACAACACAUCAGCCCCUCCCGGGCCCCCAGGAGCUCCAGGUAUACCAGGCCAAGAAGGCUUUCCUGGAGCCCCAGGAGUAAAUGGCAGAGACGGACCGAAAGGGAGGAAUGGACCUUUGGGGUCCCCGGGUUUUCCUGGGCCAGAUGGUCCUCCAGGUCCAGGUGGAGCCCCUGGAGAUAGAGGAGCCCAGGGAGAUAGGGGGGUCUUGGGUCUACAGGGGGAACAAGGUCCCACUGGAGACCCUGGAAGCCCAGGACCAAGCACCGUCUUCAACGCUGGCUUCCUUUUAGUGAUGCACAGCCAAUCAGAGACUCUCCCUUCGUGCCCUGCUGACAUGGCAGAGCUGUGGACGGGCUACAGCCUCCUCUACCUGGAGGGCCAGGAAAAAGCUCACACACAGGACCUUGGCCAGGCAGGCUCCUGCAUGCGCCUGUUCAGCACCAUGCCCUUCUCCUACUGCAACAUGGGCACCUGUGACUAUGCCAGCCGCAACGACAAGUCCUACUGGCUUUCCACUACGGCAGCUGUGCCCAUGAUGCCUGUGGCUGGCACAGAGAUAAAGGAGCACAUCAGCCGCUGUGUGGUGUGUGAAGUGACCUCCCCGGCCGUAGCUAUACACAGUCAGGACACCAGCACGCCACAGUGCCCUCCCAAAUGGAGGAGUUUGUGGAUGGGGUACUCUUUCCUUAUGCACACAGGCGCUGGUGAUGAGGGGGGUGGGCAGUCUCUGACAUCGUCGGGAAGCUGCCUCCGAGACUUUCGUGCCCAGCCUUUCGUGGAGUGUCAGGGACCGCGUGGCACGUGCCACUACUUUGCCAACGUCUACAGUUUCUGGCUGACGCGUGUGGACAGGAGCGGACAGUUCAGCUCCUCCUCACAAGCCACGCUAAAGGAUGAGAGGCAGCAGCGCCUGAAUGUGGGGCGUUGCAACGUCUGCAUGAAGGAGUAGUCCAGUCCUUCUUGGUCGGGUGCCUUCAACAAGGUCUGCCUCCAGCACACAUCCUAACAAGAACUGCACUGAAAAUGCACUGCGAUUGGUACAAGAGGCAAUUUCACACCCCUACUGGUCACAGAGGCUGUGACCGUGCUUGCUGGUUACCUGCAAGUCUGUGAACAUUUACUAUUAUAUUCCUAACUUGUUUUAUCCAAAGCUUCUUCAGCAAACAUACUUGAUUAUUAUCCUUUAUAUUAUCCUGUGCUGAUUCAUUUACAAGGAUACAAUAGUAUUAGAUUCAGCAACUGCAGUAUUUUGUUUUGUAAAUUGGCUGAAAGCUAAUAAUCAUGUAUUAUGUACCCAGGAUUUAAUAUUUUUGUCAGAUUACCUCAAUGGAAAGGUUUUAAAACAAGUGGCCUACACAAUUAUAAUAUGUCAAAAGUCAAUUAGAUUAAAAACUUUUGCACAUUUAAAAAUAAAAAUAAAUGACAAAGAUAACAAACAAUAUUACACAGUGCGGGGAGAGACAGAAUACCCAUACAUAAUGCUAACAAUUUCACAAUAGUACAGAGUACACAAAAUUAAUGGACGGAAAAAAUAAUAUGACUACAUGAAAGUGAUGACAAACUAACAGCAACAACAUAAAAAUACAAAAUUACUCUGUGUGUGACGUGCAAGAGUGUUUGUUUGUGUGUGUGCGUAAGUGUAUGCAUUUAUUUGUGAGAGAAAUACUGGUUUAUACGCCUGUAUUGACUCCUGAGCAAGAGUAAUGAAACAUGUCACUUUGAGUGAAACAAAACAUGGAUGCAUGAACAAUACAUGGGGGAAAUAACUUACAUAACAGCAGUUAAUUGUUUUUUUUCAAGAAUCUUUUGUAACAUUUUAUAUAGAGUUUUUUUUCCAGGUUGGAAAAGCCAUGCCAAGAUUUGGUACUCAUAGAUCUUAUCGAAAAUGUAUUCAACUGUCUGUUGCCAGGGAUGGUGCACAUAACCACCUUUUGGUAGCAGGGAAAACUUCAACAAGCAGUAUAUAUCAGUACGGUUUAGUACGUUAAAGCUUUCAGUGCCUCAUUGAAGAACUUGAAGUCAACUGAAGGGAAGACUUGAAGAAUCCUAAACAAGUAUAACUGUUUAAAACAGUGAACAGGUGCUAUAUAGUUUAUGACAUCAUUUAUUACAUGCAGUAUGUACAACGUCUCAUGUGGAAUUGGUUUUGAUUUUGAAAGUAAACAGAAGUACAUAGUGGCGGAAAUGAUGAUUAAAUGUUCAGUCUCUCUUGGUUUGAUACCUCAGCAGCACAAUUCAAAGACAGCUAAACUUCCUCUUCAUUUGGGUAGGCCAGAGUUCUCUGCUCUCAUGUUAAUUACACUGCUGUGUUGCUGAAUCAGAUCAGUUAUAUAUUGUAAUAGUGAAUCAUCACAUUAUUUGAUAAUAUUCCAUCUGCAGAUGUUAUAUACAGCAGAUCUUCAACUAACUAUCAAAACGUAUUAAUUAGUCAUAUAAAACUUUAACACUGAACAGUUGCUGUUUCUGCAUAAAAAUGGUUUCCUUUUUGAGCAUCUACAGAAAAUAUACAGGGGAUAUUUGAAAGUUUUAUUAUGAAUUAUUCUACGUCACCUCACUCCCGCUUUGUCAGACAAGAACAUGUUGUACCCACCGAAUGCUCUUUUUAAAUACUUUCUUUUACUAUCUUGAUGUGUGUAUAGUACUUAACUCAGUAUCAUUAAUUCAUAAUUAUGUAGAGAUGUAUGUAUUAGUCGCCAUUCUGUUUUCAUUUUAGAUUGUAAGAGCUGUUAACGAGUGGUCAGUAAAUCAUUUAGCUUUCAGUCAUCUCCCUGAUUAACUAGGUUAUUGUCAGUUGUUCACCCAUCUUUAAAAAAAAAAUCCUCCUCAUUAAACUCCCCAUACUGUUUCAUACGUGUCUGAGUCUUCAGACCUUUAACACACAACAUAUGUAAUCUAA